Messenger RNA from Colletotrichum lupini, 300 nucleotides. RefSeq lists its product as uncharacterized. Lineage: Eukaryota; Fungi; Ascomycota; Sordariomycetes; Glomerellales; Glomerellaceae. Bases 1 to 300 code for a protein of 99 amino acids. The transcript has a single exon. The record is from RefSeq and is a predicted model, not a curated record.
AUGGAGAUAUUUCCAGCUGUUCAACUCUCCGACCGCCAAUGCACAGUAAACUUUCUAGAUUUCGUCUCCAGCGUCCCUCUCUCCCCUCUCUUUUCGUUUGUUCCGCUCCGCGACUGUCUCCUCACGGGCAGCGAAAGGGACAAUGCUUUUCCCCUCCGGCCUUCCAAAGGCCCAGGCCGCGUGCCGGCCAUGGAUCAGAUGGAGCAACAGUCGUCGUCAUCCGGCAUCAUCACGGGCAUAGACGAUGGAUCCUAUCCCCCCACAGUUCCGCCGUUGCGUGUGCAUUUUGUCAACUCCUGA